This is a messenger RNA of Rhagoletis pomonella (apple maggot), 564 nucleotides long. RefSeq lists its product as uncharacterized. Lineage: Eukaryota; Metazoa; Arthropoda; Insecta; Diptera; Tephritidae. Bases 1 to 564 code for a protein of 187 amino acids. The transcript has a single exon. The record is from RefSeq and is a predicted model, not a curated record.
AUGCUUAAUACGCGAGGACCGAAACAGCGCAGACGUUUACUCUUAGCGAGCGUGGUUAAAAGCCAAAUACUGUAUGCGGCCCCAAUUUGGUCAAACGCGGCACAGUGUCCAGCCUACUUCCGCGGAGUCAACUCAACAUACCGUUUAUGCGCGCUCCGAGUUUGCAGCGCCUUCAGAACAGUGUCGGACGAAGCAGCUUUCAUAAUCGCCAGUAUGAUACCCGUAGAUAUACUGGCGAGAGAAUCGACGGUCCUUGCAUCCACACCGCGUAGUCUAACUCAAUUAGACCGACGCCAAGCCCGGGAAAGCAGCAUUACGGAGUGGCAAAACAAGUGCAAUAGUACGAUUAAAAGUCGUUGGACCUAUCGCUGCAUACCAAAUCUGGUAUCCUGGCUUGAUAGAAUGCAUGGCGAAGUAGAUUUUUAUCUUAGUCAGUUCUUUAGUGGUCAUGGCUGUUUUAAGGCAUACCUAUUUAAAUUCAAACAUGAGCACGACCCGUACUGCGACUUCUGUCGAAAUGGCGUGGAAGAAGAUGUGCACCACGUAUUCUUUGAGUGCCCUUGA